AUGUCAAGCAAUGUCCAAGGUGAAUCGCCUUUUACUACCAUUCCUCCUCCUGGGUUAAGUAAUGUCCAUGAACCUCCGCCCAAUAUACCAUCGAAACCCUCCUGGGCUAGCCAAUGUCCAAGGGUACUCGCCUACGUCCAGGUGCCUCCGGGCCUACUACAGCAACCUCCUGGGCUAGCAAAUGUCCAAUGGUUAAUCGCUUACUACAUUGGAACCUCCUGGGGUAGCAAUGUCCAAGGUGAAUCGCCUACUACCAUCGCAACCUCCUGGGGUAGUAAUGUCCAAGGUGAAUCGCCUACUACCAUCGCAACCUCCUGGGGUAGCAAUGUCCAAGGUGAAUCGCUUACUACCAUUGCAACCUCCUGGGGUAGCAAUGUCCAAGGUGAAUCGCCUACUACCAUUGCAACCUCCUGGGGUAGCAAUGUCCAAGGUGAAUCGCCUACUACCAUUGCAACCUCCUGGGCUAGCAAUGUCCAAGGUGAAUCGCCUACUACCAUCGCAACCUCCUGGGUUAGCAAUGUCCAAGGUGAAUCGCCUACUACCAUCGCAAACUCAUGGGCUAGCAAUGUCUAA
Molecule: messenger RNA, 573 nt
Organism: Macrobrachium nipponense
Lineage: Eukaryota; Metazoa; Arthropoda; Malacostraca; Decapoda; Palaemonidae
Exons: 2
Coding region: 1-573 (190 amino acids)
Source: RefSeq, a predicted model, not a curated record